AUUAUAAAAAAAUCUCCUUAAUCUGCCGCCGCAAAAUCAUUUUCCUUAACACACAAAAAACAAAGAAAAAAAUAAAAGUGCCACCCAUUCCACUCCCUUUACUAUUUAUUGUUUAUGUUUAAAGAUUCUUCACUUCAUCAACUCCUAACUCAGUUCUGCAGAUGGCGUCCCUCGCGUGCGUCUCCAACCUUUCCCUGCCCCUCCGUGCUGCCAAGACAUCACCCUCUCUUCAUCUCUCCUCAAACUUGAUUGCUAAAUUCACCCACAAAUUAGUGACUACUGCUUCUUCUUCUUGUUCCUCAUCUUCAAAAACGGUGGGAGUUGCAGUUACGCGCGCCACUGCACAGGUGGCGGACGCUGUACUGGUGGACCAAGAGGAGAAGAGUCGGGUGUUGAGAGUUGGUGUGAUAUGUGGAGGCCCAUCGGCGGAGCGUGGGAUUUCCUUGAACUCUGCUCGCUCAGUACUUGAUCACAUGCAGGGAGAGGAUUUGCAUGUGAGCUGCUAUUAUAUUGACUCUCAUCUCAAUGCCUAUGCAAUAUCCUCUGCUCAGGUAUAUUCCAAUACUCCUUCAGACUUUGAUUUUAAGCUCGAAAGUCUUGCCCAAGGUUUCCAGUCUUUGUCUGAAUUUGCUGAGCAUCUAGCUGCCUCAGUGGACAUAGUUUUCCCUGUUAUACAUGGUCGUUUUGGUGAAGAUGGUGGCAUUCAGGAGCUAUUGGAAAAAAAUAAUGUUCCAUUUGUUGGCACAGGAUCCAAGGAGUGUCGUCAAGCAUUUGACAAGUAUGAUGCCUCUCUGGGCCUUAGCAAGCAUGGGUUUGUAACAGUACCUAGUUUCUUACUGCAGGGAAGUGAAGUGAAUGAAUCUGAAUUAUCAGAAUGGUUUGCACGCAACCAGUUGGACUUAAACUCAGGGAAAGUUGUGGUCAAACCAACAAGAGCAGGGUCAAGCAUUGGUGUCACAGUUGCAUAUGGAGUUACUGAUUCACUUAAAAAGGCCAAAGAAAUUAUUUCUCAGGGAAUUGAUGAUAGAGUCCUUGUUGAAUUAUUUCUUGAAGGAGGGAGUGAAUUUACAGCCAUUGUUCUUGAUGUGGGUCAUGGUUUUGAUUGCCAACCUGUUGUGCUACUGCCAACUGAGGUGGAGCUUCAAUUUCAUGGCAGUGGUGAUGUAAGGGAGAAAGAUGCAAUUUUCAAUUACCGAAGGAAGUAUCUUCCCACACAACAGGUUGCAUAUCACACUCCUCCCCGUUUUCCUAUUGAUAUAGUCAAAAGUAUUAGAGAAGGCGCAUCUUUGAUAUUUCAAAGGCUUGGUCUGCGUGAUUUUGCUCGAAUUGAUGGAUGGUUUUUGCCUUCUUCCACAAAAGCAUUAUCUUCUUCUAAAGAUAAAUUUGGAAUGACAGAAUUGGGUACAAUUCUAUUUACUGACAUCAACUUGAUUAGUGGCAUGGAACAGACAAGCUUUUUGUUUCAGCAAGCUUCAAAGGUUGGGUUUUCGCAUUCAAACAUUCUAAGAAGCAUUAUCCAUCGAGCUUGCUUGAGGUUUCCUGAGCUCGCCACAUAUAAUGGUGAAUCAGGUCAGCUGCAUAGAAAUUCAAAAUCCUCAAAACCUAAUGAAACAUCAAAAGGGUGUGAAGGCUUUCAUAAAGUAUUUGUCAUUUUUGGAGGAGGCACUUCAGAGCGGCAAGUAUCCCUUAUGAGUGGAACUAAUGUUUGGCUCAAUUUGCAAGCAUUUGACGAUGUAAGCUAUUUUGUUUUUACAUUUUCUGAUACAUAUCUUUUAGAUCAGUUACAUAAAUUGACUCCUUUUGCCACCAGAUUUCUGGAAAAAGAAUCUAACAAAACUGUUUCUAGGUUAACUUCUUCUUUGAUUUCUCUUAUCUCUGUGGAAUUAUUCUUCUGCUUUUUGGGCUUCACAGAUCCAGUUCAUAGAUUCUAUUGGCAUGAUACAUCUGAGAUACAUGAUGCUGAGUGCACAGUUGAUGUAAGUCCCUAUUCAGAUAUAAAGGAGUCUGAUGUGAAAGCUCCAGAGAAGUAUGUCAUUUACCGUAAAUAUUCCCCUUCUAUGGGUCUUUCCAUUUUCCCUUUUUACUCUCUUGUGUUGAGACACACAACAGAGGAAGUCCUUGAUGCAUGCAUGGAGGCAAUUGAACCUGCUCGAGCUGCCUUGACGUCUCUUAGAAACCAAGUGAUGAAUGAACUCAUGGAAGGUUUGAAGAAACAUGGUUGGUUUGCAGGAUUUGAUAUAGCUGAUGAAUUACCUGUGAGAUAUUCACUGAUGGAGUGGAUCAAGUUUGCCAAAGAAGUUGAAGCAACAGUUUUCAUCGCAGUGCAUGGAGGCAUAGGUGAAGAUGGCACACUUCAGUCUUUGCUGGAGGCUGAAGGAAUUCCUUAUACAGGCCCUGGUGUAAUGGCUUCAAAGAUUUGCAUGGAUAAAGUUGCAACAUCCCUGGCUCUUAAUCAUCUGGGAGACAUGGGAGUUCUUACCAUAAACAAAGAUGUAAAGAGAAAAGAGGAUUUAUUCAAGAUGCCCAUUCUUCAGACUUGGCAUGACUUGACCUCAAAGUUUCAGUGUGAAACAUUAUGUAUUAAACCAGCGAGGGAUGGAUGCUCCACUGGAGUCGCAAGAUUGUGUUGUGCAGAGGACCUUGCAGUGUACGCAAAAGCCUUGGAUGAUUGCCUUCUGCGGAUUCCUCCUAAUAGUUUUUCAAAGGCACAUGGAAUGAUUGAGAUGCCAAACCCUCCUCCAGAGCUCUUGAUCUUUGAGCCUUUUGUGGAAACAGAUGAGAUUAUUGUUUCAUCCAAAACUGUGACGGAAAAUUCACAAUGUCUUCUAUGGAAAGGACAGAGUCGAUGGGUAGAAAUAACAGUUGGUGUUAUUGGAAAACGGGGAUUGAUGCACUCAUUGAAUCCUAGCAUUACUGUCAAAGAAACUGGUGAUAUUCUGUCACUUGAGGAGAAAUUUCAAGGUGGAACUGGCAUCAAUCUGACACCUCCCCCGGUGUCAAUUAUUAGUAAUGAAGUUUUGGAGCAAUGUAAACAGCGUAUUGAACUAAUUGCCAACACUCUGAAACUGGAAGGAUUUUCAAGAAUUGAUGCAUUUGUUAAUGUUGACAGUGGAGAGGUCUUAGUCAUAGAGGUUAAUACUGUGCCGGGAAUGACUCCUUCCACUGUCUUGAUUCAUCAGGCCCUGGCCGAGCAGCCUCUCAUGUACCCUCACCAGUUCUUCCGUACACUACUUGAUUUGGCGUCAGAGAGAGUGCUGUAAAAGUUGUUUUAACUACGUUGGUUGGUCUUCCUUUUAUUGUAUUCACUAAUCUUGCAUUGACAAUUGAAGAAUGAGAGAGAAAUGGAAAUGGGAAAAAUUGAAUCCCAAGUGGUCAAGUUAUUAUGUGGCAACAAGUAUACGACGCUCAAGACUCAAAAGCAUUUGGAUAAAUUACAAAAUUUGGGUUUGUGUUUUUUCUUUCUUUCCUUCCUUUUUCUUAUUCUCUUGUUAUAUCAUAAAGCCUUAAUAUAAUCAUUGCUUGCCUAUGUUUUAGUAAAAAAUGAUCAAGGCAAGUGCAUGCCUUGAAGAAUUUGUACGUGUAAACCCAUCCAUGGACCCAAACUCCAUUGAAUUGAAUUUGAUUACGCUUUUGGGAAUAUUUGGACGCUAACCACUUUA
Molecule: messenger RNA, 3659 nt
Organism: Durio zibethinus
Lineage: Eukaryota; Viridiplantae; Streptophyta; Magnoliopsida; Malvales; Malvaceae
Source: RefSeq, a predicted model, not a curated record